Molecule: messenger RNA, 569 nt
Organism: Lentinula edodes (shiitake mushroom)
Lineage: Eukaryota; Fungi; Basidiomycota; Agaricomycetes; Agaricales; Omphalotaceae
Exons: 2
Coding region: 89-436 (115 amino acids)
Source: RefSeq, a predicted model, not a curated record
GACCGGUUUAUGUACGUCACCAAAUCGUAUAUAUAUCGUCCUCCUUGAAGGGUUUUUUUCUUUCCACCCCAGUUCCACCCCGCUAACUAUGUCUUCGACUAACGUUACUAAAGCACCUAUGAGCGCUCAGCCCCAGGCAGCUCCGACAAUGAGUGUAACAAAUGCUCCUUCCGCGGCCUCUUGCCAGGACGUCGAACAUGGCAACUGCAAGCACAAGCACGGCAAGGGUGGAAUCGUCUCUCGUCUUCGUGGCGGCGGUGCAGGAAAAGACUGUUUCCUCGGAAUCAUCGGAUGUUUCCUAUGCUUUGAAUGCUGUGAGGGAUGUUGCGACUGCAUUGGUGACAUUAUUUGUGCGCUUUGUUCCUCUAUGUUUGUCCUUCGUUCUCUACUUACGCAGCAUCAUUCUUCAGGUUGCCCGUGCGAGAUGUGCUGCUAAUGUCCGAUUCUCAUGAAAUUCUGCUACAACCCGUGCUACGGACUAUUUUUCUCUGUUGUAUUUCAACAUAUGUAUUAUUGUGUUGCCUUUACUACCUCUCACGUUCCCGAAUAAAUCUUCGUGUUGCAGAUUA